UGAUCACUCCCUCUCCGCGUUUCCCUUAGACGUCCCAUCUCAACCCACUUUCCUUGCCUGCAUUCUACCCCUUCACUGAAUCAAUCGCCCGCUCCCCCCUUUCAUUCCGUCCAUCUUCAACCCAAUAUCCCUCAUGCUGUCGACGAUACUGGAGAAGGAGGUGAUCUAAUCACUACAUCUGCCGAUUUUGAAUGGAGCUCGGAGGGGACGGCGACGGAGAAGGGCCUUCCUCCUCCUCCGUCUCAGCCUCUGCCGAUCAGACUCCUCUUCCAUCCGAACCUCAACCACCACUGCAGCAACAGCAGCCUCUAAGUCGGUACGAAUCGCAGAAGCGGAGGGACUGGAACACGUUCCUGCAGUACCUGAAGAACCACAUGCCGCCGCUGGUGUUGCCGCGGUGCAGCGGAGCGCAUGUCAUCGAGUUCCUCAAGUACCUCGAUCAGUUCGGGAAGACGAAGGUGCACUCCUCCGGCUGCGCCUUCUUCGGCCAGGUCAACCCUCCCUCCUCCUGCGCAUGCCCUCUCCGUCAGGCCUGGGGCUCCCUCGACGCCCUUAUAGGCCGCCUCCGCGCCGCCUACGAGGAGAACGGCGGAAACCAGGAGUCCAACCCCUUUGCCGCCAGCGCCGUCCGAAUCUACCUCCGCGAGGUCCGGGAGAACCAGUCCAAGGCCCGCGGCAUCCCCUACGAGAAGAAGAAACGCAAGCGUGGAGACGUCCCCGCCCAGCUCCCUCGCCCUGCCAGAUCAGCCGCUGCACAUCAGUCUUCUUCUUCCGCGGCGCCCUCCCCGUUUGCUUCUUCCUCGUCAGUCCCAGAGAAAUCCGCCGAUCAACUCGCCGACGGUUCGUCGUCCGUCCCAUGACUUUAUAUUUAUUUAAAUUUAUUCACUCUUUAUUUUCUUUAUUGUAUUUGAAAUUAUUAAGCCAUUAGCUAGUCGUCGAUAAUAGACGGUGCAUAUUAUAUCUGAUUGACAAUGCUCAGCAUCAGAUGGACAAUCAAAGGAAGUUAAUUAAUGCACGAUAGCAAAAUUGAAGAACUACUUCCGUUGUCUUAAAUCUUUAACUUCAAUUAUUGCUUCAUUAAGUUCAGCAGCAUUAAUUUUCCAAAUGGUGUUGUAGUAGACAUUGUAAGGUAUUAUUCUCCUUAAUUUUCAAUUCAACUCUCAAAAAUCACGACAUGAGAUUC
Molecule: messenger RNA, 1183 nt
Organism: Zingiber officinale
Lineage: Eukaryota; Viridiplantae; Streptophyta; Magnoliopsida; Zingiberales; Zingiberaceae
Product: protein G1-like7
Exons: 1
Coding region: 192-860 (222 amino acids)
Biological process (GO): mRNA transcription; response to light stimulus
Cellular component (GO): nucleus
Source: RefSeq, a predicted model, not a curated record